AUGUACGCCGCUCAGAAUAUAACGCCAACAGUUUUGGAUGCCAUGAACGGAAAUGUUUCCGAAUGGUAUAACGAAUGCGACAAUGCCAUUAGAAGGUCAGAAAUAGUUCCUGGAACUUACGAAUAUACAACUGCUGUUUCUUAUGGAAACGUAGGUGAGUUUGGAGAAGGUUCUUCAACAACAGUAGAUAUUGCUUGCGACAGGUUUCAUAUUAUUUCUAUUGACAACUCAUUCUUAUACGUGGAACAAGACAUUGAAAUAAAACCUUCUGCCAAGUUGUCUGACAAGAAAGGUUGCAAUGGAAUUUUCUAUGUCGGAUACCAAUAUGCUCCAGAAGUUUUCAUGGGAUAUAAGAUAUAUUCUAACUCUGACUUAGUUCAAACAGUAACAUGGGCAAACUAUGAAUGGUUCGCUUUGAGAAACUCAGUACAACCACAAGCUAGAGAACAAACAGACCAGUAUGCAACUAUUGAGAAAAUAAGAAGACUUGACCCUAACGUUCCAGGAGUUUAUGUUAACCUUUCUGGACAAACUGCAGCAGCAGUAACCAAAGUAAAACUGAAACUUAGAGUUCCUUUGUCAUCUUUCCUCAUCUUCAGGUUUUUAAGAUACUUGCCAAACUGGGCAGGAAAAAUUUCUAUCGAACUUACUCCAAGCAAAAAUAACUUAGUCAUUGCACCAACACAAGACCCAUUCACUCUUACAGAC
Messenger RNA from Trichomonas vaginalis G3, 708 nucleotides. RefSeq lists its product as uncharacterized. NCBI's taxonomy places the organism in Eukaryota, Parabasalia, Trichomonadida, Trichomonadidae. The transcript has a single exon. The record is from RefSeq and is a predicted model, not a curated record. The annotation marks the transcript as partial.